GGCUACAAUAGUCAAGAUAGGAAUUCAGUUCGUUAUUAUCUUCUAUUCCGAGCCCGUGACAUCCCUCAUAGGUACGCUAGGCUUACCUUUGCCAUUUCGCAAAACCCCGCUAUACAACCAUCACUUCCUCUUCUGCCAUGUCUUUCACCGACACCACUCAUGGGAAUAUGGUAUCCAAGACGACGCUCGCAGAUAUAAGUCCUCCCAGUUCACCACCACAGACGGAUGAGCUUAAAAAGACAGCCCGGAACAAAUAUGAAGAAAAGCAUCGCUCGUUAAAAAUACUGCCUGCCCUGCCUUAUACUCCGCCAACAAGUCCUCCGCCAAAGGUGUCAAAGUUUACGAGCGAAGACAAAGCAUCAGCAGAGGAUGAAACCAGGCCGAAUUUUUCACAGUUGAAAACUAAACUUGGGAUCGGCAAUUGGAAAUGUGGAUGUACCACACUAAAAGGAGAUCCUUGCAAAAAUCGAAUAUCGUAUCAUAAAAAAGUGGAUAUCAACACGCAAAUUUGUUCAUUGAAAACCCCCAGUCAUUCAUCGCAAAAGCUCAAGGAUGAACUCUACAAGCUGGCUGAACUGGUACACUGUCGUCACCAUAAUAACCGCGCACAGAUGUGUUCUCGGGUUGACAAUUGGAGAAAUGCCUUCCCUGCUCCGUUGCUCUGGUAGUCAUUGGUUGAACAUUUAGACUCAUGCAAUAACCGGGAUUAUCAUUUGCUAUAGUCGGACAAUUUUAUAUAUGAUAGAUAAUACGUACUUAUUCAAAC
This is a messenger RNA of Aspergillus glaucus CBS 516.65, 766 nucleotides long. RefSeq lists its product as uncharacterized. The transcript has a single exon. Bases 138 to 668 code for a protein of 176 amino acids. The record is from RefSeq and is a predicted model, not a curated record. Lineage: Eukaryota; Fungi; Ascomycota; Eurotiomycetes; Eurotiales; Aspergillaceae.